CACGUCGAUUGUCAGAGCGGGUGAGCCGACUGGCCAGGUCAGGGUCAUGCGGUUGGGUGAGGUCCGGGUGGCGGAGGACCAGGACUUUCGGCAGCUGGUGGCAUUGGCCGACAACCAUGACGGAUGGAAGCUGGACUUCUGUAACAACUCCACAAAAGUGUGGACCAAACAGCCAGACGAGAAAGAGUGCAAAAUGAUGAAGGCGAGCACAACCUACACAGACGUGGACGCCGCUACGGUGUACGACGUGAUUCAUGACGUCGAUUACACCAAGCACUAUGACAAGAGCAUGCUGGCGAUCGACACCGGCGGCUGCCUGAACCCGAACAACCAGAUCUUCUACUACGCCAUGGCCUGCCCCUCGCCUCUCUGCAACCGCGACCUGGUGGUGCUCCGCUCGUGGCUGGACACGGGCCGGGAGUACUACAGCCUGGGGCACUCGGUGUCGCACCAACAGUUCCCGCCCCGGAAAGGUUUCGUCAGGGCGCUGAACUACCUCUCAGGGUACGUGGUGCGACCCCUGUCACCGAAGAGCUGCCAGGUCAACUACGUAACCUACGGCAGCCCUGGAGGCCAGCUGCCUGUCUGGCUGGCCAACAAGGCCACCCAGGUGCUGGUGCCCAAGAUGGUGAAGCGGUUCCACAAGGCCUGCCUCAAAUACGCUGGCUGGAAGAAGCGGCACAAUGCGCACUUCAAGCCCUGGCUUUUCCCCGAACAGAUGCCGAUAGAGCGACUGAAUCUGGCGCUGUGCAUCAAAAAUCCACUGGACGAACGUGGGGUAACAACGGACGAGUCUCAAGUGCAAGAGUUCGACCUCAUCUCUACGAACAUUUUAAACGAAGACGACGAUUAGCGGGCGGAAAGCGGGGCGAACACCUGCAGUGCUUCCAUCUGUGUUGCGGUCCUCGAACCAAAGGUUCGCCCGCCGCUCGGUGAGCUUUGGUUAGCGUGCGUCGGCGUGCGCGAGAAAUUUUAAGGGUGUUAUAACUCGGCGUCCGUGACGGACCUGGUGCUGUCGCAGUUUGUGAAUGCAUUACGACUCUGUAAUGUUAUAUUGUUGUAUUUUGGGUGCUGCACGCACAUUCAAUCUAGGAUUUUGUGAACAAGCUUCACAAGUUCGUAUGC
This is a messenger RNA of Pollicipes pollicipes, 1125 nucleotides long. RefSeq names its product START domain-containing protein 10. The transcript is spliced from 7 exons. Gene Ontology annotation, molecular function: lipid binding. Lineage: Eukaryota; Metazoa; Arthropoda; Thecostraca; Pollicipedomorpha; Pollicipedidae. Bases 47 to 853 code for a protein of 268 amino acids. The record is from RefSeq and is a predicted model, not a curated record.